UCGUCUCAGACAUGAUGUGCUGUGGUGCGUCGAUGCCCUUGUGCACUCAGCCAGUGCGCAGCGGUCAGAUUCAUGCGGUGAUAUGUUUUCAUUGCGUCCUCUCUGACGUGAAGAGCGACAGAGCCCCGAGGGUCGGAGAUGUAACUUCAGUUUCGUAGGAGAAAGCGUUUGCAUGCGCCACAGAAACCAGAAAAUAAGUGGAACUGGAAGUGCCCUUUUUCCUGUUUGUUUUCUUCAUUAUCACCGACUCGGAAAAACUAAGGCAGUUCUAAAGCCACAGGCACGCUGGUGGACACAUAAGGAUUUUCUGAUGAAAGUCAAGGUUGUCCAGCUUAGUCGAGGUUAACCAGCGAGGAAGAUUCAUUGCUUCUCACAGGAGUCCGGAGAGAUUUUUAGUUCACGCAAACAACCAACUUCAGUUUGAACGUGCUUAAAACAUGCGUUUGUACGAUGCAGGAAUGACCGGUCAUACGACAGACAAAACCGACUUAUUUGGCGUUCGAAGUUUUGUCGUUUGUAUCAUAACAUCUAUGAAAUAAAAGUUUUUAAAGAGUAUCUUACGUUUGUAUAGUCAAGUGUUGUUCACAUUUGGAAACGCGGACUAAAACGCUGGCUCGUGCUACCUUUUCUUCCCAAACAAGAGGAAUGCUUCGACGCUCUUGUGGAAAGGAUAUGUUGAACAGUUUCAUCAAAUAAACGUCAAUUAGUUUGUUUUUUUUACUCACUUACUUCUCAAAAGUCCCAAAAGGAAAUAUCCAAGUCCUGGAAUUGUAAGGUUUAAACUAAUUCUGACGCUUUUUUAACCAGCGACUGAUUGUUGGAAAUGAACCUGAGGUUUGAAAAGGACGUCCGUUAAAUAACCGUUGGAUCUGUCUGCGAACAUUAACGGGAUCUGGGAUCGUAAUAGGUACGAAACUGGUACUUCGAAUGGGAUCUAUCAUGAUUUCACUGAAUAUUCUGAGCGUCCUGUUUUUACUGGAUGAGGUGGUACUUUCCAUGGCCAGCCAUUCUGCCUUGUCAGGGCUGGGAACUCAUGGCUGGAGAGCCCCCAUGGACUGCCUGAGGGCCAGUGAGUUGUGCAACCAAAACUCACAGUGCAGCUCACGCUUUCGCAUCAUGCGCCAGUGCCUGGUAGGUCGUGACAGGAGUACCAUGCUGGCCAACAGGGAGUGUCAAGCCGCCCUUGAGGUGCUGCAGGACAGCCCCCUGUAUGACUGCCGCUGCAAGAGGGGCAUGAAGAGGGAGCUACAAUGUCUGCAGAGCUACUGGAGUAUUCAUAUGGGUCUCAAUGAAGGUGAAGAACUGUAUGAGACCUCCCCAUAUGAACCAAUGCAUCUCUCUGAUGAGUUUCGACUUGCAUCCAUUAUUUCUGCCAUGGACUCUGCUUCUGCAAAAGGGAAUAUGUGUUCUGACACAGGCAAGCCCUGCAACCCAUGCCUGGAUGCCACCAAGGCCUGCAACCUCAACGACACCUGCAAGAAACAACGCACUGCACUCAUGGCCACCUGCAACCCUGCAACUCCCAUUCAGCAAACUCACGAAACCUGCAACCGAAAACGCUGCCACAGAGGUCUGCGGCAGUUCUUCGACCGCGUACAAACGGAAUUCAGCUACCCGUUACUCUUCUGCUCCUGUCGGGAUAAAGCGUGUGCUGAACGUCGCCGGCAAACCAUCAUGCCUGCGUGUUCAUAUGAAGAGAAGACAAAACCCAACUGCCUUGAGCUAAGGAGGACCUGCCGUUCAGAUCCGCUCUGCAGAUCCAGGCUGGCAGACUUCCACAUGAAUUGCCAGACGACACCGCAUUCAAUAACAAGCUGUCCUAAUGAUAACUACCACGGUUGUCUGGUGUCCUACGUUGGACUCAUUGGAUCAGAUGUGACUCCAAACUACGUGGAUGCCAGCCACACCAACAUCACCAUUUCCCCUUGGUGUGGCUGUCGAGGCAGUGGAAAUCACGAAGCUGAGUGCGAGACCUUCCUCCGAGACUUCAGAGAGAACACUUGCCUGAGAAACGCUAUCCAGGCAUUUGGUUAUGGCACGGAUGCGGGUCUAGUUCCCAUUACAGAGUCUCAGUCGGCAGUCCCAUCAGUACAGACCAAUCUGCAGCCGGCUAUCAUCACCAAACAUGUCAUCAACUCCAAUGAUGUCAAGCAAAUAGACAGUGCAUGUGUUUACUCCACAUGCGCUAACCUUCAGGACAGUGAGCAGAAAUGUUCUCCUUCUAACAGUUUUGAUUGUGCUGACGAGAAUGUGGUGAACCCCAAUAUGGAGGGAUCCAUUGACUCGGUGGGCUCUCACCAGGCUGACAACAACAGAGCCAGACAUUCAUCUGUGACUUCAAUCAGUGUUUCUGCCGCCACACUGACACUGGCCUUUGCACUGGUCAAUCAGGUUCUGUAAACACAACCUGACUCUACAACACCAGGAAGCAUCUGAAGGAUUCUUCUGACCUCAAUCAAAGAACUUCUCUAAACUGACAUUGAUCUUUCUCUCUCUCUCUUAGUGUGUGUGUAUGUGUGUAUCACACGCCAUCUUUAAAAACCAGUCGAAACAAAAAACAACAAAUCCCUAAAAGGAGCUUCAAAAAGACUAAAUACCACUGCCCCCAUCCAAGAGAAAGGGAGGAACCACCAGCGUUGUUGAGAAGCUGACAGGGAACACAGAGAACUUCUAUAAUCUUCUUCUCUUGCCAGGAGAAAAGUAGCCCACUAUGUUCUCUCAUAUUAUGAUGGACAGAUGAUUGAGGACAUGCUGUAAAUUGCAGCCGGGCGAUCAUGUGACCCAUUGAUGAACUCUCUCUGUAUAUUUACCUAGAGAUAUAAAGUAACCAUUAUAAAAACAUCACUAUUCGCUAUCCCCCGCGCACAUCAGUACAAAAUUGCUCACUGCCUUGAUCAUUACCAAAUAAUUGUAUGUAAAUGUUUCUUUUGUUCAAAGAAAAAAAAUAUAUAUUGAUGAAAUCUCAAUUUGUGCUCUUUUUAAUUUCUCAAAUUCGUUUACAGCGAACUACAAGGAUUCAUCAGCGACACAUUUGGAACAAACAAUUUGGCUAGACUUGGUCCAUACUGCCCUGUGUAAAAUGUGUAUAAUGAUGUUUGUAAGUAUAUGAGAUUCUUUGAGAAAAUGUCAAGCUUUUUUUUCCUGUUUUAUCUCUAAAGAACCUUUAGCAUGUGCUGGAAAGCCGAGAGACGUGGGGAACAUGAAAAAAGGUGGAGAGCCACGUGAAACGUAUCACCAUGGAGAGCCGUCAGUGCCAAUGAUGUUCGUCUUAGGCUGUUAUUAUGUGUAAUCAUUUCUUUCUUGCCAAAAGACUUGGAUUAUAUUCAAAGAAAAGUGCUCCAGGGAGAGUGGAACAAAAGAUCCAUUUGCGGAGAGGGUCAAUUGUUGGUGUAUUUUAUAGUGUGCAAUCUAUCGUGUGGCCUUACUUUUUUGUCUUUGCUCUGUUCCUCUCUCUUAUGUAAUGGUUUCAGACCAUACCACUUGCAGAUUUGCCACCAAGUCCGACUGAGAUGAUUUUAGACGUUCAAAAAUAGCAGCUCCUAUGACUCAAAAACGUCUUGGUUUAUUUGUGAUGCUUUAAAAUUGAGGCAAGAUGGAGGCUCAAGAAUGUGUCAGAAAUAUUUGUUUAAAUCUGAAUAAAAACAUCCUAGUAAUGUC
Molecule: messenger RNA, 3657 nt
Organism: Rhinichthys klamathensis goyatoka
Lineage: Eukaryota; Metazoa; Chordata; Actinopteri; Cypriniformes; Leuciscidae
Gene: gfra2b
Product: GDNF family receptor alpha 2b
Exons: 9
Coding region: 928-2400 (490 amino acids)
Biological process (GO): nervous system development
Cellular component (GO): signaling receptor complex; external side of plasma membrane
Molecular function (GO): signaling receptor activity
Source: RefSeq, a predicted model, not a curated record